AUGUUUUUGAGAAGUACUAGAUUGAUGCGUCCGUUUACCAGGAUGUACCAUCCGAAGGUGAUAGAGCACUACACCAACCCUAGGAAUGUGGGGUCUAUGGACAAGACUCUGCGGAACGUCGGCACGGGUGUGGUCGGUGCGCCAGCGUGUGGUGACGUGAUCAAGCUGCAGAUACAAGUGAACGACAACACUGGGGUGAUAGAGGAGGCCAAGUUCAAGACAUUCGGCUGCGGGUCCGCCAUCGCAUCGAGUUCGUACCUGACAGAGCUGGUCCAAGGAAUAACCAUCGAGGACGCCGAAAAGAUCAAGAACAUAGAGAUCGCAAAGGAGCUGAGUCUCCCUCCCGUCAAACUGCAUUGUUCGAUGCUCGCAGAGGACGCCAUCAAGGCCGCGGUGAGAGACUACAAGACCAAGAGAAGCUCAACAACCCUCCACUAA
Molecule: messenger RNA, 438 nt
Organism: Nakaseomyces glabratus
Lineage: Eukaryota; Fungi; Ascomycota; Saccharomycetes; Saccharomycetales; Saccharomycetaceae
Gene: ISU2
Product: putative iron-binding protein ISU2
Biological process (GO): intracellular iron ion homeostasis; iron-sulfur cluster assembly
Cellular component (GO): cytoplasm; mitochondrial matrix
Molecular function (GO): ferrous iron binding; 2 iron, 2 sulfur cluster binding
Source: RefSeq, a predicted model, not a curated record